This is a messenger RNA of Anolis sagrei ordinatus, 2217 nucleotides long. It is a transcript of the gene NOL11, whose product is annotated as nucleolar protein 11. The record is from RefSeq and is a predicted model, not a curated record. Gene Ontology annotation, biological process: maturation of SSU-rRNA. Gene Ontology annotation, molecular function: RNA binding; protein binding. Lineage: Eukaryota; Metazoa; Chordata; Lepidosauria; Squamata; Anolidae. Gene Ontology annotation, cellular component: nucleus; nucleolus.
CUCAACUCCUUUUCUCGCAGAUGUUCUCGCGCGGCUUCCAAAAUGGCGGCCUUCGGUGAAGAGUUCACGUUGUGUCCCUUACCCGGGGCUCCGCCGCAAGCCCCCUUGGGCCUGGAACCCGACGCCGACCGGGUACUACUCACGGACCGGGCCCGAACGGUGACGCUUUAUAAGGUUUCAGAUCAAAAACCAUUGGGUUGCUGGUCCGUCAAACAAGGCCAAAAAAUUACAUGUCCAGCUGUGUGCAAUUAUGAAACAAAAGAAUUUGUUAUCGUUCACAAUGACAAGAUUUUACAGAUAUGGAAGGAGGCUGAUACGAACUUGGACAAAGUCUUUAAAGCCACAUUAUCAGCCAGUGUUUAUCGGAUCCAUUCUCUGCCUCAUAUUGAACCCCUGGUCCUGUUCAAGGGUGGUGGUGUGAGGAGUUUGGAUACUUUGCUAGCUGCACCUCAGCAAGAAGUUGAAAAUAUCAUUUCAGAUGAAGUUAUUAGAUGGAGUAAUGUUUUCAUGGGAGCUGAACAACCUGUUCUGACAUUUAUUACUGAGCAGAAUGGGAAUUACUUCCUAUACAUUCAGCAGUGUAAUACAUGUGUCCAUCAGAAGUUUAAACUUGAAACAGGGAGUGAGUCAUCUACACCACUGAGCUUUGCUGGACACUUGAACAACAAAGUUAUUACACUUCUAUGUUUAUAUUCAAAUGGCUGUGUGUUUAAGGUUCUGGUGCCACUAUCACCAAGUGUCUCUGAAGAAGAACAUGUUCUGUCAAUGUCACUUCUGGUCAGACUUGUAAUAUCUGGCAGUAUUCUAAAAGGGACUUCAAUUGCAAUUCUUGAUAAAGACCAUAUUGCUGUAACAGGAAGCCUGGAUUCCCCAGACAGUAAUGUUAAAGAUUGCUUUUCCAUAUGGAAUAUAAAGUUCCAGACAUUGCAGGCUUCAAAAGAAUUGCCACAUGGAACCAUUGGUCAAUGCUGGUGCUAUGGCGACAAACUCUUUGUAACACAUGGUAAAGAGUUAAGAGUGAUUCUGUAUAAGUGUGAAGCCUCAUCCUUAGCUGCUGCUAUUGGGAAAAUCAAAGAUACACAAAUCUCAGGAAUGAAAUCUGUCUCUGUGAAUUGGAAUAUGCGUCAGGAAAAUGAUACGAUACAUGUGCAGCUGGAUCAGCAUGUACCUUCUAAGAGGAAGUUACGAUCAAGAAAAAGCGCUCCGCUGGAGAUCCUCACGUUUGAACAACUUCUUUUAAGAAUCAAGGAUGCUUCUCAGAAUAUAAUAGAAAAUAAGGUGAUGGCCUUUUUGUCCAGUGCUCAGACACCUGAGUUUCAAGCAUCGAUUGGCUAUGUAGUGUCUGCUCUUGUGAACAGGUGUAAAGCAGAACCAUCAUUUUUUCCUCGGGAUUGCCUGGUGCAGCUGGUCCAAACACAAGGCCUCUCUUACAGUUUGUGCCCUGACUUAAUGGCGGUUGCCUUGGAGAAAACAGAUGUACACUUGUUACAGCUGUGCCUACAGCAGUUUCCUGACAUCCCUGAAGCAGUGAUUUGUGCUUGUCUGCGGACUUUCCUGAGCAUUGGUGAUGACCGCCUUGAAGCAACAAAUGUCAACCUAGAUUCUCUAGCAUGUCAUGUUCAUACUGUGCACAACAAUAAGAUGGAAAAGCAAUCUAAAAUUACACAGAAUGGCUUCAGUUCUGAGCCCCUGGAUGAUGAUGGCUGUGAUGCACAGCUGCCACAGAAGUCUUCUGUAAAAGAAACAAAAGAAAUGUGCCCUGUGGGACCACAUAAAGCAAGUUUACUAAAUACCAUUCUUUGUUCGGCAUAUAGCGAAACCUUUCUUUUACCUCAUUUGAAAGACCUCUCUGCUGAACAAGUCAUAUUGUUUCUCCAGUAUUUGCAGUACCUAUAUAUAAAAUGCAGUGUAGAGGCUACCACAGACUUUUCUACCGUAUCUUCUGUGACCAUAAAUCAGAUCAUGGACUGGAUAUACCUCCUUCUGGAUGCUCAUUUUACAGUGGUUGUGAUGUUGCCAGAAACAAGAAGACUGCUUUAUACAUUGCACAAGUUUGUAAGAGCUCAAGCACGUUUUUACUCCGAUCUGAACAAGAUUGAAGCAAGCCUGAAAGAGUUAAAGAGGAUUAACCGACCAAAAGAUGGAGGCUUAUAUUCCAUUGAAGUUCUGAAACUUGUUUGAAAUUGAUACAUUUGCCAUAAAAUAGUUAUAAACCCA